AGUUGUUCUUUACAUUGUUUCAAGAAAAAAUGGCUGUCACUAUCGUGGCUUCACCACCCUUCAUAAUAUUCCUCCUCUUUUUUGUAGCAAAACUCAUGCAUCUAAGAAUUAAUAGCAAACAACGCUUAAUCAAGGCCCAGCUACCCCCGGGGCCUGUCCCCUGGCCUAUCAUCGGGUGCAUACCUGAGAUGCUACGGCGAAAACCAACGUUCAGGUGGAUCCUUGGCUGGAUGAAGGAGAUGGACACUGACAUUGCGUGCUUUCGCUUCGGGAAUGUCCACGUGAUCCCAGUGACUUGCCCCACGAUUGCCCAAGAGUUCCUGAAGAAGCAAGAUGCCGUUUUUGCUUCGAGGCCAUUGUCUGUGGCUGCUGGCACCUUCAGUGGCGGAUAUAAAACCACCAUUUUAUCACCCUAUGGAGAAACUUGGAAGAAAAUGAGGAAGGUGUUAAACUCAGAAGUCGUUUCUCCGGCGAGGCACCAGUGGCUCCAUGAUAAAAGAAUCAUGGAAGCCGAUAACCUAGUCUGGUACAUUUACAAUCAGAGCAAAAACUUUGGGAGAGUGAACCUGAGAACUGCAUGCCGGCAAUAUACCGGGAAUGUGAUGCGGAGAUUAAUGUUCAAUCAGAGAUAUUUUGUAGAGAAGAUCAUCGAUGAUGGAGCUCCAACAUCCCGGGAAGAGGAGCAUGUGGAAGCUCUCUUCGAGACUCUAAGGUACCUCUAUGCAUUCUGCAUAUCAGACUACUUACCUUUCUUGGCAGGGCUUGAUUUAGACGGCCAUGAAAAGAUUAUUAAGGAAGUUCAUGAGACCAUUCUUAAGUACCAUGAGCCUAUAAUAAGAGAGAGGAUCCAAAAAUGGAGGGAGGACGACGGUCGCAACUUCCGAGCGGAAAAUGAGUUGGAAAAGAUUGAGCCUCAGGACCUGCUCGAUGUUCUGAUUUCACUUAAGGACGCACGGGAGAAGCCUCUGCUUACACAGGAAGAGAUUAUAGCACAGACCUGGGAGAUCAUGAUCGCGGGAAUUGAUAAUCCAGCAAAUGCAGUGGAAUGGGCCAUGGCAGAGAUGAUUAAUAACCCUGAGAUCCUCAGCAAGGCCGUGGAAGAAGUAGACAAGGUUGUGGGAAAAGAGAGACUUGUCCAGGAACAAGACAUUCCUAACCUUAACUACAUCAAGGCAUGCGCUAGGGAAGCCUUUAGGCUUCAUCCACUACAUUCCUUCAACCCCCCGCAUCUGUCCUUAUCCGAGACCAUUGUCGCUGGCUAUCGUAUCCCGAAGGGAAGCCACGUUAUUCUAAGCCGAAGAGGACUAGGCAGAAAUCCUAAAGUCUGGGACAGGCCACUGGAAUUCAAACCAGAGAGGCACCUCUUUAACGGAGGCAAUGCAAAUAGGUGCAAUGGCUCCCCCGAGGAGGUUUUGCUCACGGAGCCUAACCUGAGAUUCAUAUCCUUUAGCACAGGGCGUCGAGGCUGUAUCGGGAUAACUCUUGGGACAGUUAUGACGGUAAUGCUACUUGCAAGGAUUGUUCAGGGAUUUUCGUGGAUGAAGCCGCCGGAACUAUCAAAUAUUAGCCUCAAAGAGUCAGAUCGCGAUUUGUCGCUGGCCAAUCCGUUGGCCCUAUGUGCUGAACCUCGCGUGCCUUCACAUCUUUACGUACCCAUAAUUAACGAGUGAGAUUAUAUCUAUGCUAGAGUGAGGUUAAUUAUCGAAAUACGUGACCUUCAAUAAUAUAAAAAUAAAUAAAUCCUCUGAGAAUGGAAUAUUAUGUUGUGAUAUGCGAGUAUGGAAUAUUAUGUUGUGAUACGCGUUAUACUCUGGAAAGAGGUUUCGGGGUUGAUAUUUAGCAGUGGAAUUUUCUGUAUGCAUUUGUUUAGCUUUCCAUUUAUAUGUACGAAAUAAUCAUGUACACAAUGCAAGCGAAAGUAUUAUAAGUUGAUGCAUUA
Messenger RNA from Punica granatum (pomegranate), 1939 nucleotides. The record is from RefSeq and is a predicted model, not a curated record. NCBI's taxonomy places the organism in Eukaryota, Viridiplantae, Streptophyta, Magnoliopsida, Myrtales, Lythraceae.